AUGUCUGCUGCUCAAACUAAAGCUGAGGGUAUCAUUGCCGAUAAUGUUGUUGCCGUCUUCAGCAAAUCCUACUGCCCAUACUGCAACGCUACCAAGAAGCUUUUGAACGAUAUGAAGGCCAAGUAUUUCGCUAUUGAAUUGGAUCAAGUUGACGACGGAUCCGAAAUGCAAUCCUACCUCAAGCAAAAAUACAACCAAAGUUCCGUCCCCAACAUCUUCAUCAACAAGAAACAUGUCGGUGGAAACUCUGAUUUGCAAUCUAAGGAUAAGAAGAAGUUGGAAGCGGAAUUGAGAGAGUUGAAUGCCAUUGAGGGUUAA
This is a messenger RNA of Sclerotinia borealis F-4128, 318 nucleotides long. The record is from the annotation of a GenBank genome assembly. Lineage: Eukaryota; Fungi; Ascomycota; Leotiomycetes; Helotiales; Sclerotiniaceae.